AUGAGCAACCUUCUUGUGAGCACGCCAGCGGCGGAUUUGCAGCCAAAAAAACCGGGCCCGUCGGUCCACCUCCUCAGCGGCGGCGCCGCGGGCCUCGUGUCGUCGUUCACGCUCCAGCCCUUGGACUUGCUCAAAACACGGCUCCAGCAGCAGCAGAAGGAGGUGUCCGGCUACCGCACCAGCGUGACGCGCGAGCUCCGCAAGCUCGCCCACGUGCGGGACUUGUGGCGCGGCGCGCUCCCGCUGACGCUCCGCACGUCCGUGGGCGCCGGGCUCUACUUCACCAUCUUGUCGCAGGCGCGGCUGUACUUGGACGGCUUGAAGGUGCGCGCUGGCCCGCGGGCGCCGCGGUCCAGCGUGUUGCCCCGGCUCUCGCACUGGGAGAACUUGGCCACGGGCUUCGUGGUGCGGGCGCUCGUGGGCGUGGUCACCAUGCCCAUCACCGUCAUCAAGACGCGCUUCGAGUCCAACAUGUACAGCUACAACUCCUUGUACGAGGGCUUCGAGGGUAUUUAUUCGGACGGCCCCGCCCGCGGCGCGCCGGGCUCGUACCGCAACUUCUUCCGCGGCACCACGGCCACGUUGGCGCGCGACUGCCCCUACGCGGGGCUCUACGUUCUCUUCUACGAGGGCUUCAAGAACGACUUGUUCCCGCCGCUCUUGCUGCUGGUGGACGGCGCGGGCUCCGUGCUCGCGGGCAUGAACAACACCUUGGCGGCCGUGAGCGCGGCGGCGGUCUCCACCACCAUCACCGCGCCGUUCGACGCGGUCAAGACGCGCUUGCAGUUGGCGUCGCCGCUGAAGCCCCUGCUGUCCAUUGUGGCCGUCACGCGGCAGUUGGCGGCCGAGCCGGGCGGCGUGCAGAACCUCUUCAGCGGGCUCUCCUUGCGCCUUGGCCGCAAGGCCUUGAGCGCGGGGAUCAGCUGGUGCAUCUACGAGGAGUUGUUGAAGAUGCUAUAG
Molecule: messenger RNA, 960 nt
Organism: Metschnikowia bicuspidata var. bicuspidata NRRL YB-4993
Lineage: Eukaryota; Fungi; Ascomycota; Pichiomycetes; Serinales; Metschnikowiaceae
Exons: 1
Coding region: 1-960 (319 amino acids)
Biological process (GO): glycine import into mitochondrion
Cellular component (GO): mitochondrion; mitochondrial inner membrane
Molecular function (GO): glycine transmembrane transporter activity
Source: RefSeq, a predicted model, not a curated record